UGGUUCUUUCUUUUGCUCUACUAUAUUAAAAACUCGGUGUAUCUGCUUUCUUUUUUAAUCCUCCGAGUUUCUUUGUACCUACCUAUCUGAUCGACUUUAAAAAAUAUCAUGACCGGCUCUUUUGUUCUAGUAAGCAACUCUGGCAAGAAGAUUUCGCUUGAGCAUGCCAGCCAUCCUUGCCCAAAGUGCAAGAGUGAAGCAUCGGUGCAGUUAAUGAGAUCGGAGAAACAACUCAUCCUGCUCAAUAAACGGAUUGCCAACAACAUGCGUGUGCGAUACGAGUGCAACAAAUGCAAAUGGAAAAACGAGGAACUACCCUAUGACGAUGAUUCGUUGUCGCAUAUUCAACGGUAUCUGAGCGAUGAAUCCGAUGAAGCCAUCGAUGCCUUUUACUUUUACGCACCAUCUUCCACAGCGCCCACCAAAACCGACGCAGCGUACUGAAUUACCCACGCAUAAUUGGAACAUGGUUGCCAUGUUCACCACCAUUCAUCCUACAUUCUUUCUCCCACAUGUACAUAUGCUUGCAAUAUUUAUAAUCAUUUAUAGAAGUUUUAAUACUAUUGAUUCAUCUCGUCACCCUUAAUUUCUAACCUGUAUGCCAUUUUUCUUCUUUGUCCCCAAACUAAAAUCCUCCAUCAUGAUCGUAUCAAUAGACCUAUCUUAUUUAUUCAUUUUACUUUGUCAGGGUCAUCAUCCCUUUUAUAAACUCUGAUGAAACUAUUAUUUUAUGAAAUC
Molecule: messenger RNA, 738 nt
Organism: Radiomyces spectabilis
Lineage: Eukaryota; Fungi; Mucoromycota; Mucoromycetes; Mucorales; Radiomycetaceae
Exons: 2
Coding region: 109-444 (111 amino acids)
Source: RefSeq, a predicted model, not a curated record